AUGCCCGUGCGGAAGCAAGACGCCCACCGGGCAUUAGAACUCUUGGAGGAUUAUCACAGUCGCCUCACUAAACCACAAGACAAAGCUCUAAAAAAUGCUAUAGAGCGCGUCAUAAGGAUUUUUAAAAGUCGUUUAUUCCAAGCAUUGUUAGAUAUUCAGGAGUUUUAUGAAGUAACUCUGUUGGAUGACUCUAAGACAACUCAACAAAAAACUCUGGAAACAUUACAGAUUGCCAGCAAAUGGGAACGUGAACCUCCAAUUACAAAUAGCCAGCCAAAAUUCAAAAAUAAUGUCAAAUUGUGUGCUCUCUCGGCCUCCCUCCCUCUCUCUCUCGCCCUUCUCCCUUCCCCCCUCUCCCUUCCCCCCUCUCUCCUUCCCCCCUCCCUUCCCCCUCUCUCCCUUCCCCCCUCUCUCCCCUUCCCCUCUCUCCCUUCCCCCUCUCCCCUUCCCCCUUUUCCCUCUCCCCUUCCCCUCUCCCUUCCCCUCUCCCCCCAUUUUCAUUCAAAGAAUUAA
This is a messenger RNA of Acanthosepion pharaonis, 513 nucleotides long. NCBI's taxonomy places the organism in Eukaryota, Metazoa, Mollusca, Cephalopoda, Sepiida, Sepiidae. The record is from the annotation of a GenBank genome assembly.